GGUUGAAACAAUAACAAACGUGUGCGCCGAAUGUCGGUCUCGCGGUUCCCGGUAGUGGCUUUUGCGAUCCGUUACCGCCGAGGGUGCAAUUAACGUUGAAACCCACUUCCGCUUUGCAGUCGAGCGGAAGCGGAAUGUCCCGCAGCAGUGGUGGCUGUGUGCGUAAAGAGAAACAGUGUACAAGAUGGAGAAGUUAUUCCGAGGGAAUUUGUGGUUUAUUUCAUUCGCUGGUGGGAAUCGUGUUUAUCGGAAAGUGCAAGAGUGAAAAUGUACGCUUGUGAAUUACAUCAAGAAAAUUGGAUUAUGUUAGUUUUCGAAUGAAUAUCCCGGAAGUUCGAUAUCCUUGAGACGGAUGGUCGCCUGUGUUGUUAGGUUAUAAUGAUUAAUGGUCGAAACAAAGUCGAAUGAAACUUUUUUUUAAAGAAAUAUAAUGUUUAGCGAAACCGGGAGUGAAUCUUUAGUGCUUAAUGGAAGUUGAAUUUGAAAUGAGUCGGACCACUUGAGUUGUUUUGUUUCGCAAAUUCCAUCUCGGCCGCCGGUGAAAGCAUCAGCAACUGAGCCAUCCGCGCAACCAACGACGACUACGACUACGGCGGCGGCGGCAACGACGACGACGACGACGAUUGCCAAGCGAAGGAGAAACAGGCGAAGGCGGAAAUCGUUGGUGGCACAGGUAGCGGGGCAGCAGGUCGGCGACGGGUUCGAGAUCUGUCUUGAAGGGACGCUUCGAAAGCGAGAAACGGAGCUUCUGCCGCUGGCGCAAAGGCAGAGCGGAGAAGCGAGAAGAUGUUUGCCGAGAAACUGCUCGCCAGCGUCGUCAAAGCGGAUGUGAUAGCAGCGAACAGCAGCGAUGCGGAGGAAAUGCUGGAGAAGUUCGUUCCAGUUGGAAUGAUCAACGGUUCAAUGGGCGGUCAGAAACCGCAGACCGUCAUCACCGAUCUGGGCAAGGCACUGCUCCAGGCUGCCAAAACCGGCAACACGGAGAAGGUUCAUGAACUGAUGAGCCGAGGGGCUCCUUUCACAGCUGAUUGGCUUGGAACUUCACCGCUACACUUAGCUGCCCGGUACAAUCAUGUGGAGACGUGCAAGGUACUUCUGCGAGCUGGGAUCAGCAAGGACAGCAAGACGAAGGUAGACCGAACACCGCUUCACUUUGCCGUGUACCAAGGAAAUAUCGAAAUCGUGGAGCUGCUGCUGAGUAGCAAAUGUGAAGUAGAUGCUAAGGAUAUGCUUAAAAUGUCCGCCCUGCACUGGGCAGUAGAGAAACGACACGACAAAAUUGUCGAAAUGCUUUUGCAGCACGGGGCCGACCCGAAUGCUCUGUCGAAGUUCGGUAAAUCUCCCAUCAGCAUAGCAACCGAGACGGGUCAACUGGAUUUGGUUCGAAUUCUACUGCUGGCCAAUCAAAUGCGGGCUGCUAGCCGUGAACAAGUCCAAGAAGCAACCGACAGCUUGAUGUACGAGCUGCAGGAACAUAAGAAGAGAAACAGUGUUCACAUAGACGACGCCGAGGACAACAUUACGAUGGAUCUAAGCAAUGACGAUAGCAUAUCUAAUAUGUCGUCUUCUCACAGAGGAGGGGCAGGGAUCGAUCAGCACGACAGUAACACCAACGACACCGACAAUCUCAUCGAGAAGGAAGACAGUAUAAGCGAUGCAAUCAUUAAUCUAGAACAAAAUACAGAACAGGAUCCCAAAAAUUUGGAUUCCAGUACGUUACAAAUGCUGAAAGAACACGGCAUAGCAAUGAUACCGUCGGAUGAUUCGGGCAGUCUGAUCACAUCGGCUAUUCAAAGCGGACGAAAGAUUGUCCUGUCGGAAGCGGGCAAAUUUGCUCUCAAUGAAACUAGAGUGCAUUCGGGUACCGGGAUUUCACCGUCGGCAAUGCCAACUACAAAGAAAACAAUCAAACUGAUCAAAAAGACAACACCUUACUCCUUAUCCCAGCAACAACAACAACAACAGCAGCAGCAAAGGCAAUCUAUCGGAUCUAGCCACACCGGAAGUGGUGGGACGAUAAAAACAAAUAAGGUAAUAAAAAUACUUUCGGCUGAAGAGUUUAAACAAAUUUGCGGUGGAGAGGUAGGAGGUCUGAAAAAGUUUCCCACAUCCGAAUAUAGGAAAACAGUGCAGUCAACGACACCAAUGAGGAUGCCCCAGUUAGCUCAUCGGCCAGCAGGAUCGAUCGCGUCGUCCGGUUCAAAGACGAUCAAGAAAAUUGUCAUGACGAAAAACAGGCUCGCAACAACUGGCGGGAGUUUGUCCUACUCCAGUGAAAAGCUUAACACUGUAAAUAGUUUCGGUAGUGGUAGCAAUAGCAAUAGUAUCAACAAUAGCAACAACAAUCGGCAUAUAAUCACCUCGGCAGACGGUGUGAAACGACUUAGAACGGCCACCGGGAUGGAGAUAAUCUCAAAACUGCCUACCAAGUUACCCCAGGAUACGGUGGUAUCGCUGGAAGGUGCUACAGUUCAGUCUCGACAAACCAGUGGUGUUGUUCCAAUGUCAACGGUAAGCGCGAGCCAGCAGCGGUCGCACCAGCAACAAGUGGUGAGUAGUAAUGCAAACUUUUCUUCCAACUCCGCACUAAGCGGAGGGAACGCCGCGGGUACCGUUAGCAUCGCCAGCAAUAGCAGUUCACCGGUAAUGACAUUCAGUGAACUGGAACGACAUUUCCUUGAGCUGAAAAAACAGACGGACGAUUUGCGGAAGCAGUUUGAACUAUCUCAGAAGCAGAACGAAGAGUACAGGGCCCGAGUCGAUAAGCUCGAGAAGGAGGUUCAAACACUGAAGCAGAGUAGUAAUAAUAAUCCUAACAAUUUUAUAGAGAUAGUUUAACGGUAAGGUGAAUAGUGUGGUUUAGAGAUUAUUUAUUUAGUAGGCAGCCCGGCGUCUACAGCUUUUCCGCCAGUUGUUUUUUUAAAGCGGUUUUGUAUUUUCUACGUUGUCGAUUACGGUAUUCCUAGAUUGCUCUCGAGAAAGGAAAUAUAUAAGAACACAGAUAUUAUUAUAUGCGACGUUCUCUUCUCUAGCUCGAAGUACAAGAAGCGUUUCGAUGCCCUGAUUCCACUAGUAUGCAAUUAUACGUUCUAACUGGCAAUAUUAUAUGGUAGAGCUAGAUUCUGAAGCAGCUAUGAUUCGAUGUUCGGGAUGAAUUCGGUUUCUGCGCGGAACAAGCUUCAUUCGUGUCAUUUAUGUAGCCUAACACAGCCAUGGUUAGCUUUAUUUAUAACUGUAUAUUUAUGUUAAAAAAGACCCGCUCUUUUACCUACUGUAUUGACAUAUAAAUUAUAUUUAAUUUAUUACAGUCGGCCAUAAUUACAAGCGUGUUUCUGGUAUGCGCUUUGGUUUUCCUCCGAUAAAUUAUUCAGUAAAUUUUGAUGUCGGGGAUUACAUUCCAUGAACCCAGACAAUAUUUAUGUACGCAACUAGAACGACACGAAAAUUAAGCUUAUAUUUCUGAACAACUACCUGUGUCACAAAACAGAUCAGAAAAAUCUGCUUAUUGCUUAUCACAGCGCUAUUUUGAAAUUUCGCUUCAUUCAUUUGUUGCGUGUUCCCAGUGAAAGCUAAAACUCUUUAUAUUUCUAUACAAUUCAAGUGGAAGCUGCAUUUGUCCUACGUUGCAAUGCAUUUAUCAACUGCUUGCCUAGUCUAGCCUACCGUCAUAACUAUAAACAUUCAUUCUUCGAUACCAGUUGUUAUAUAGGAUUUAUGGAAUUUAUUUUUUAUAGCUGACAACGAAAGCCAUGCUACUAGCGCUUCCCCAUAUUGCUAUAGGUUAUUUCUGUUUGUUGUUUCUUUGGACUCAGAUUUCAUUUCGGUUGAAAAAGAAUGAGAAAUUGUAUUCUACCUCGGAACAGACAGCAUCUAAAUUGUUCAAGUUUGUUGAAGAAAGAAUAUUUUUACAUCGGUUACUCUAAUUGAAUGGUUGAGAGAAAAUUAAUUGGAGCAAAUUAUUUCCGAACGGAAACAAAACUCUGAUACAUAAGCGCUUUACGGUAAGAAACAAGAAUCACGUUUUACAUUUAUUACACGAAAAGGAAAUAUCAUACAACAACAGUUCGCUCUUCAUGUUUUCCUAUAAGGGAUGUAAAUAUAGAUAAAGAGACACUAUGUAUAGUCUAUAAGAUAAUUAUAUAUUAUAUAUAAUUUUAAACAGAUUCGCUAUAAAGUUUACAAACAUUGAGCUUAAA
Molecule: messenger RNA, 4196 nt
Organism: Wyeomyia smithii (pitcher-plant mosquito)
Lineage: Eukaryota; Metazoa; Arthropoda; Insecta; Diptera; Culicidae
Gene: Atac3
Product: GA-binding protein subunit beta-2
Exons: 7
Coding region: 787-2838 (683 amino acids)
Biological process (GO): positive regulation of transcription by RNA polymerase II
Cellular component (GO): nucleus
Molecular function (GO): transcription cis-regulatory region binding; protein binding
Source: RefSeq, a predicted model, not a curated record